CACUCGGCCGUCAGCGCGUUCCGGCCGAGCUGAGCUGCCCAGUCGGCGCGCACCAGUGUUUGAAAAGCGCGCGCGCCCCGCGGACAUGCUCGGGCUCCGCGGCCACGGCAAGGCGCUGCUGCUGGGCGCGGGCGAGCGCCCACCCCGGCCGCGGCCGCGGCACAGCUGGGUGAGUCCUGGCCGUCACACACUCGUGGCGGUGCGGGCGCCGCCGCCGCCCCGUGACGGCCGCCUGGUGUGGCCCGCCGUCCGCCCGGCGCUCCUCACGACGCAGGUCUGCUCGCUGCUGCUCAUCUCCCUGGAGCCGACGACGACCAGGCUGUCGUGGCUGCGCGUGGCCUUCGCCGUCCUGGUGGCCGUCCUCGUCAUGGCCAUGGGCUGCGCCGUCGAGGUCCGCGCCGGCACCUCCAACAAGAGGAGCACCCCUUUCGGGCACUACGCGGCCCUCUUCAACUACGCGAUGUGCCUGGCGCUGGUGCUGCUGUGGGCGCGCGCCGCCAACCGCUGCUCGGCGCUGUGGGAGCGCGUGGACGAGCUGGAGGCGCGCCUGUGGGCGCGCGGGGUGCACCGCCUGCCGCGCCUGCGCCGCCACGCGCUCGCCGUCACCGGCGUCGUCUUCCUCGUCCUCAUCCCGCAACAGGCGUUCGUCGUGUGGCGGCGGCUGCCGCUGCGGGGGCUGUUCCACCUGGGCCAGCUGGUGAGCGGCGUGUGCAUCGCGGGCGUGUUCAACUUCAGCGCGCUGCUGCUCAUGGUGCUGAGCGAGGUGCUGGCCGAGUGCUUCCGCGCGCUCGCCUCCCUGAUACGCCGCACCGCCGCCCAGAGCGGCAACAGGAUCCCGCCGGAGGUGGUGGAGGGCGUCCGCGUGUUGUACAAUGAGGUCUGCGGCCUGGCGCGCACCCUGGACCACAGCGUGGGCGCCAUCUUCAUGUCGACCCUCGUCGCGGACGGCUUGUACAUCUGCCAGUUCCUCCUCAGCAUCCUGACGAGGGCGGCGGGACGGAGCCUGUACUCGGCCGCGACCCUGGCCGUGGUGGCCGCCAGGUUCUUCCUCACGAUCUUCGCCGCGUCCUCGGUGCACGGCGAGUGGCGGUCGGCGAGGUCCUGCCUGCUGAGGACGUCCCCGUACAGGAGCGGCAAAGAGGUUUUGCGCUUCUUCAUGCAGGUGGCCACGGACAGAGUGUCACUGACGGCGCUGGGAGUCGUACCCAUCACUAGGCCUCUCAUGCUUGCGGUAAGCAGAACGCGCGUUUUAUGUCCUGAAAAUACUGCCCAACCGGGCCGUGACGUAAAAAAGAGCCCCCUCUCUUAUAAUUUCAGUUAUUGGGCUCCAUAUUGUCUUAUGAGAUCGUCCUUGUGCAGUUCAACAACAAUAACAGCUAAGCUAGAAUAGAACCGUUGAAUAUAUUUUUUAAAUGUUUUAAUAUCAAGCAAAAAAGUUUUUGUACGUUUGUUUCAGUUUUAAGUAAUUUAUAGUACGAUUAUGGCGGGCACUUCCCGGGUGGAAGAAUUAGUAGUUCGAACUAUAUGCGACUUCAGUAGUUAAACUUCGUUGGAAUCUGAAGUUUGGACGCAUUUUAUUUCUAAACAAACUUUACUGCAGUUGUAAACGUUGUGCAUUUCAA
Molecule: messenger RNA, 1622 nt
Organism: Frankliniella occidentalis (western flower thrips)
Lineage: Eukaryota; Metazoa; Arthropoda; Insecta; Thysanoptera; Thripidae
Exons: 8
Coding region: 86-1390 (434 amino acids)
Biological process (GO): sensory perception of chemical stimulus; detection of chemical stimulus involved in sensory perception of taste
Cellular component (GO): membrane
Molecular function (GO): taste receptor activity
Source: RefSeq, a predicted model, not a curated record